This is a messenger RNA of Talaromyces proteolyticus, 2308 nucleotides long. Its product is annotated as cation efflux protein. Gene Ontology annotation, molecular function: zinc ion transmembrane transporter activity. Gene Ontology annotation, biological process: zinc ion transmembrane transport; intracellular zinc ion homeostasis. The record is from RefSeq and is a predicted model, not a curated record. Lineage: Eukaryota; Fungi; Ascomycota; Eurotiomycetes; Eurotiales; Trichocomaceae. Bases 276 to 1904 code for a protein of 542 amino acids. Gene Ontology annotation, cellular component: membrane. The transcript is spliced from 4 exons.
UUUAUUAGUUAUUGUUCUUUUUUGGGCUUUCCACAAUCUUACUCUUUCCCUUUCCCUUUCCCUUGUUCAUCAACACAUCUGGGUCCCCAGUCUUUCAUUUUUUUCUUUCGUGUCCGCCUUCCCACUCGGAAGAGUUUCCUGCCGCCUGUGCCGAUCGACCCGUUGUUGCAUGAUCCCGCGCCGACCUUUAGAUUUGCUGCAGCAUCCCGCAUAAUCAUCUCGCGCCAUUGAGCGGAGGGCGCUGUGUGAGAGAUAGAAAGCAAGAAGGAACAGAUAUGGCCCUCUCCAAGUCCAACAGGAUUAUUAUCCUGUUGAUCAUCGACUCGGUCUUUUUCCUGCUGGAAUUGAUCGUUGGUUAUGCCGUCCAUUCACUCGCUCUCGUUGCAGACUCGUUUCAUAUGCUCAACGAUGUCCUCUCCCUGGUCGUCGGACUGUGGGCCGUCAAGGUCGCGAACCAAGAAUCGAAUUCGAAAACAUACACCUACGGCUGGCAACGAGCCGAAACCCUUGGUGCCUUAGUCAACGGUGUCUUUCUGGUGGCGCUUUGCAUGUCGAUUUUCCUUGAAGCUAUUCAACGACUCGUCGAGCCACAGGAGGUGAAGAACCCAAAACUAGUCAUGAUUGUCGGCUGUUUCGGUCUGUUGUCAAACAUUCUCGGUCUCCUCCUUUUCCACGAACACUCCCACGGACACGGACAUGGCGUCGAAAGCGAUCUGGAGGUCGGCCACGAGGAAGAAGAGAGUUAUGAACAGAGCACCCAGAAGAUGGCCGACGAGAGGAACACAGUUGCUAGCAUAAUGCCUGAGAAUAUAGUCGGCAUUCGUCGACAGGAUGAGCCAGAUGUCGGUGAACGCCCACAGAUAGUCGGAACGGGCCACGUCGAUGAUGGUGUACCAGGAUCCCCGUCGACACCGCGCAGAAACCGAGAGCAGGAUAUCAUUCACCGCCGUUCUCGUGGUUAUAGCGGCUCCAAAUCACGCGUAUUUGGCAGCUUAGAUAAUAUCCGCGUCUAUCCAGCAGACCGGUACCAGAAUAUCAUCACUGCCGGACAGCAACAGCUUGACGAUACUGAGUCCACCACCGAAUCUGAGGAUGCUGGCCAAGAUGAAGCACUUGUUGAUGAGCGCACGACAUUGUUAGGAAAGAAGGAUCGUGCGGCGCUGAGCUAUACCAACGGACAUGGCACGUCCAAAGCAGCCGAACACGAUGAACAUCGACUUCAUAAUCACGCCAAACCUAAGACUGGAGGGAAGGCCCACGGUGGACAUGCACACGGCGACCUAAACAUGCGUGGUGUCUUCCUGCAUGUCAUAGGAGAUGCGUUAGGAAAUAUUGGUGUUAUUGCGUCCGCAUUAAUUAUCUGGCUCACCGACUACUCCUGGCGAUUCUACGUCGACCCUGGAAUUUCCCUCAUCAUCACAAUCAUCAUCCUCUGUUCAGCAAUUCCACUCUGCAAAGCCGCCUCUAGAAUCCUUUUACAAGCUGUACCCGCCGGAAUGAGCAUCGACCAUAUCCAAGAAGACAUCAACAGCAUCCGGGGCGUCAUCAGCUCACACCACCUGCACGUCUGGCAACUGAGCGAUACCAAGCUCGUAGCCUCCAUCCAUGUCCAAGUCGGCAGCGAGAUCAAAGAUGAGGGAUCAGACAGCUACAUGAAGCUCGCCAAGGAAAUUCGUCAGUGUCUGCACGCCUACGGCAUCCACUCAUCUACCGUCCAACCGGAGUUUGUCACCAGCGACCUCGAAUUCUUCGGCCCACAAUCUUCGCCUUCCAACUCCAACCCCAACGGUGCCAGCGACUUUGCGCAUGUCUCCAGCAGUGCUAGUAGUGUUCGGGAAGGCAGCGCUUGCCUGCUCGAAUGCGGUGACGAGUGUCCCGGUAAACAGUGCUGUCCUAAGAAAUAAGGACGAGCAUACAUCCUAUUUAUACCAUUAUUACUAUCCAUACAUACCCCUAUUGUAAUAAAAAGUCGAUGACGGCUGAUGAGUCGGAAAAUAAGCGGCAUUGAUUACUGUAGAUGUAUUUAUUGUCUUUCCUUUAUUGUUCUGUCGGUCUUCCAUUGAAUGUUUUUGUACUUUUGCGGCGGCUGGUCUUGGUAUAGGUUUAUGGUCGGCGUUAUUGGUAGAAUUAAUUCAAUUAUGCUGUUUUCUCGGCUGUCUCGCAGGAAUAAAUUUCUGAACAUUGAGAUUUUGUCAUUAGAAUAUAUGAGGAUCUAUUCUAGAGGAGUUCACUAUGCUCUAUGGAAUGACGAUUCGGGACGAAAUCGAAUUUUGACGUGGUGUAUAUCUAGGAUAAAUGUCGUGUUUUG